CGGCGGCGGCGGCGCGGCGCGGCGCGGCGCAGGGCAGGGCAGGGCGCGGGGCGGCAUGGCCACCACCGCGCAGUACCUGCCGCGGGGCCCCGGCGGCGGAGCCGGGGGCACCGGGCCGCUCAUGCAUCCGGACGCCGCGGCGGCAGCGGCGGCGGCGGCGGCCGCCGAGCGGCUGCACGCGGGGGCCGCGUACCGCGAAGUGCAGAAGCUGAUGCACCACGAGUGGCUGGGCGCGGGCGCGGGCCACCCCGUGGGCCUAGCGCACCCCCAGUGGCUGCCCGCGGGAGGAGGCGGCGGCGGCGACUGGGCCGGCGGCCCGCACCUGGAACACGGCAAGGCGGGCGGCGGCGGCACCGGCAGAGCAGACGACGGCGGCGGCAGCGGCGGCGGCGGCGGAGGAGGAGGUUUCCACGCGCGCCUGGUGCACCAGGGGGCGGCCCACGCGGGCGCGGCAUGGGCGCAGGGCGGCACGGCGCACCACUUGGGUCCGGCCAUGUCGCCUUCGCCCGGGGCCGGCGGGGGCCACCAGCCCCAGCCUCUCGGGCUGUACGCGCAGGCGGCCUACCCAGGGGGCGGCGGCGGCGGCCUGGCCGGGAUGCUGGCGGCGGGCGGCGGCGGCGCGGGGCCGGGCCUGCACCACGCGCUGCACGAGGACGGCCACGAGGCGCAGCUGGAGCCGUCGCCGCCGCCGCACCUGGGCGCCCACGGACACGCACACGGACACGCACACGCGGGCAGCCUGCACGCGGCGGCCGCGGCAGCGGCGGCGGCGCACCUGCACCCGGGCGCGGGCGGCGGCGGCUCGUCGGUGGGCGAGCACUCGGACGAGGAUGCGCCCAGCUCGGACGACCUGGAGCAGUUCGCCAAGCAGUUCAAGCAGCGGCGCAUCAAGCUGGGCUUCACGCAGGCUGACGUGGGGCUGGCGCUGGGUACGCUGUACGGCAACGUGUUCUCGCAGACCACCAUCUGCCGCUUCGAGGCCCUGCAGCUGAGCUUCAAGAACAUGUGCAAGCUCAAGCCGCUGCUCAACAAGUGGCUGGAGGAGACCGACUCGUCCAGCGGCAGCCCCACCAACCUGGACAAGAUCGCGGCGCAGGGCCGCAAGCGCAAGAAGCGCACGUCCAUCGAGGUCGGGGUCAAGGGCGCGCUGGAGAGCCACUUCCUCAAGUGCCCCAAGCCCUCGGCGCACGAGAUCACGGGCCUGGCCGACAGCCUGCAGUUGGAGAAGGAGGUGGUGCGCGUCUGGUUCUGCAACCGGCGGCAGAAGGAGAAGCGCAUGACCCCCGCGGCCGGCGCGGGCCACCCGCCCAUGGACGACGUGUACGCGCCUGGCGAGCUGGGGCCGGGUGGGGGCGGCGCGUCGCCGCCCUCCGCGCCCCCGCCGCCCCCGCCGGCCGCGCUGCACCACCACCACCACCACACACUGCCCGGCUCUGUGCAGUGACCCCGCGGGCUGGGCCCCCCGCCGGCGCGCGGCCCGCCCGCGCUGCCUGGACUCUUGGGGUUUUUUUUGUUGUUGUUGUUAUUCGGUUGCUUUGGAUUUUACAAAAAAGAAAAAAGAAAAAAAAAAAGCCCAGAAACUUUCGAACAAAACCAAACACCCAGACGACCCUCCCCCGGCGAGCGGCGAAGACGGCCAACGGGUUGCGUCGCCCGAGCCCCGCGAGAGAGGAGCGAAGAUGCGGAAAGCGCUCGCGCACCCCGGGCCCCCUGCCCGCCGCCGGCUUCCCGCCCACCCCCGCCCCUGUCCCCUUCGACGACCCCUGCCCCUGCCUCCCCCACCCCCGGGCUGUUCGGGGCCGGAUCCCGGCAGCGGCCUCCCCACAGCGACAGGUAACGCGGUGCGGGGCUAGGGGUUCCCCGGGAAAGAGGACGGGGAGAAGGGAGCUCGCACCCCCUCUUCCCGGCGCGACUCCGUAGCCUGCGGGGCGAGGGUGGGGGCCGUCGCUCUCUGCGCCCCUCCGGGAUGCGCCCCGCCCCCUCCCUUUCUCCGGGCUUGGGUUCUUCUUCUUCUUCUUUUUUUUUUUUAAUGGUUUUUAUUUAUUCGUGGAGCUUCUCGGCUCCAGGGGUCCUAACUCUGCCCGCGCCCUUAAUUUAAAUCGCUGUAUACUGUAUUUAUCGGGGCCCCGGAGGGGAGGCCGCGAGAGCCGCGUCUGUGUAUAAAAGCAGGAAAUAGCCAAAGCUUUAAUCUAGCCUAAUUUAUUCUACCCCUUGUCUUCCCCUCCUUAAGAGAAAAAAAAAAAGAAAGAAAAGAAAAAAAAAAGCAAAUCACACACACACACUACAAAAAAAAAAAAAAAAAAAACUAACAAAAAAAUUCGAGCGUUUGUUUUUCGUUUCGUUGUAUCCGAGUCCCGGCUCGGUUCGUGGCCACGCCGGAGGGGUCUGCGCCCCCACGCGCGCCCAAGGCGAAGGGGCUCCUGCCCGGCUCAGCCCGAACGCCGCGUGCCGGGGCCCCUGCUCCCCGCGGGGCCCGGCCCUCCAGGCCGAGACAAACGAAACUUGGAAAAGUUGGAAGUGUUUUUUUAACCAGCUGUAGGAAUAAGCCGUUCCCCGAGAACCUUCUGCCUGCCUCCCCGCGGCUUCACCGACCGCCCGGCGCGCGCCGGGGCCGGGGAAACCGGGAGGCAGCCGCGGGGAGAACCGUGUAAAUAUGUGAGAUAUGUACACACUGGCGGGGAGAAGAAACAUUUUGUGCUUGGCUUUUAUUUUUGGUUUUCCGGGUUGCCCUCCGUUCCCGUCCUAAAGGAUUUUGUACGCCGACUCAUCUGCGAAAGGUAUUUUAACCUAAGUUCCGAGUUUCUGACCCAUUUCUAUUUAUUUUCUGGAUGUAUUUGGAGCUUCCCCCUUCUCCGUUUCUUCUGUUUGUUACAGUUUGAAUUUAAAUUUUGUUAUUUUUUUCUUUCGGAACAAUGUUUUGCCGCAUCCUCUUUGUAUCUUUAUUGCAAAAAAAAAUAAUAAUGUAGACUGGGAAGUUCCCUUUAUAUUUAUGUUAUAGUAAAUAUUUUAUUACUCACAUAAACAUGUACCCCAG
This is a messenger RNA of Oryctolagus cuniculus (rabbit), 3034 nucleotides long. RefSeq names its product POU class 3 homeobox 1 (gene POU3F1). Gene Ontology annotation, biological process: regulation of transcription by RNA polymerase II; brain development. Gene Ontology annotation, molecular function: DNA-binding transcription factor activity, RNA polymerase II-specific; RNA polymerase II cis-regulatory region sequence-specific DNA binding. Gene Ontology annotation, cellular component: nucleus. NCBI's taxonomy places the organism in Eukaryota, Metazoa, Chordata, Mammalia, Lagomorpha, Leporidae. The record is from RefSeq and is a predicted model, not a curated record.